Chilo suppressalis (striped riceborer) is the source of this 1911-nucleotide messenger RNA. Lineage: Eukaryota; Metazoa; Arthropoda; Insecta; Lepidoptera; Crambidae. The record is from the annotation of a GenBank genome assembly.
GCGGUGCGGAGGUGCGCGCAUGCGCGAACAUUUUCCCGCCAAACGCCGCGCGCGUUGUGUCGCCUCCUAAAAAAAGUGAUAUUAAUAAAAACUUUUAUAAAUACUUUUUUUUAUAAAAUUAAAUACCUAACAAUGUUGGGUUUAUUUUGUUGGUAAUCCUGUUAGCGAGUUUCGUGUAGAAAUUUUGCGGGCAAGGAUAAGUGUUAUAUGGGAAGUGCGGUCGUUUGGUGGUAGUGUAUGAUGUAGACACAAUGUGGAGGGCUCUCGGGCUUCUGUUGAUGAUCUGCGAAUCUGCAGUGGCAGCUUACAACGUCACCCUAGAACAAUCAAACGAAGUGUGGCCACUGCGCUACCCGCCUCGCAAGUCCUACGUCCGCCGGCAACGCAUCAUCCCACCGGAGACGCCAUUCCCGUGCGCCGAAUCGGUCUCCUUCGGCCGCAGCUCGUCCACGCCCACAUCUGUGCAUCGGCUACGGCCUGGCGACAUUGAGGUGGUUGCCGCGAUAGGGGACUCCCUUGUCGCCGGCAGUGGCGCACUCGAAGAGUUCGCGUUGGGUGCCUUCGUCGAGUAUAGAGGAGUGUCUUGGUGUGCAGGUGGCGAUAGUACGUGGCGCGAGUUCCUCACGCUGCCCAACAUCCUGAAGGUGUACAACCCGAAUCUGCGCGGGUUCUCCACCGGCACUGGAGAAUGGUUGGCGCGCAACGCUCGUUUCAAUGUCGCCUUCCCGGUCGCCUCUGACGGGGACGCCCUCAAGCAAGCCAAGAUAAUAGUAGCGCGCAUGAAGGCUUCCCCUGACAUAGACUACGAGCAUGACUGGAAGAUGCUGACCAUAUUCCUGGGAGCCAACGACCUUUGCUCGGCCUCCUGCCUGUCCCCGGUAGCGUGGUCACCCGCCGCGCACGCCCGCAAGCUGGCCCGGGCGCUCGACUACCUGUACGCGCAGAUGCCCCGGGUCAUUGUCAACUUGAUCCCGGUUCUUGACGUGUCGGUGUCGGUGCGCGUGAGUCGUCCGUUGAUGUGUCGGCUGAUGCAUCCGCUGUUCUGCACGUGCUUCCACCGCGGCGGCUCCGAGCUGUCGCGCCUCGUCGCCAUGGCGCGCCUCUACCAGAAGGCAGAGGAGCAGUUGGUUCAGAGUGAUCGGUACACAGGCCGCGAAGACUUCGAGGUGGUGGUGCAGCCGUUCAUGAGGCUGUUCAACCUGAACCCCGCCGCCCGACCGCCGCUGACCCGCGUCAUACACCAGUCUUACAUCACACACGACUGCUUCCACUUCUCUCAGAAGGGGCACGCGCUCGCGGCCAACCUUCUAUGGAAUAACUUGCUGGAGCCGGUAGGAAACAAGUCAGCCAACGCGCGUCCAACUCUUCUGGACACCAUACGCUGUCCACAAAAAGAAGCGCCAUACAUCUUCACCAGGAGAAACUCAAAGACUUACCUCGAGACCGGAUUGCAGGAUGGCGCGUAUGAAACCAGUUAAUACCAUGACCAUCACAGCCUAUAGUUUCAGUUUGAAUCCUCUUAAUGUCAUGACAAUUACGAUGCACUAGCACCGAGCAAUAUGAUAACAUAUUAGUUUUUUAUCACGUCUAACUGUCCAACUCCAUAGUACUUUGAUAAAAACGUGACAUAUAUCAUAUCGCAGUGCUAAUGCUAAGGAAUUGAACUUAUCACGAUACGGACGUACAAGUCAGCUCGUACGACUCCUGAUAUAAUGACCAUCUCUUAACUUCACGAUAUUUUAAGCUUACCAAUGUUCAUCUUUGCUGCUACAAUAAGAAACACCAUGUAUCUUUACCAGGAGAAAUUGUAAAACAUACCUUGAGACAGGAGUGCAAGUAGGCGCGUAUGUAACCAGUCAUGACCAUCAGUCAUUGGAUUGGUGACCAAAAACUUAGCUCCGCCGUGCUUCG